UAGUAGUUAAAGCUAAAAGUAGCCGUGUAGUCUAUCAGUAGUAGUAGUAAUAGUAGUAGUAGUUAAAGCUAAAAGUAGCCGUGUAGUCUACUUAGAAAUAGCUUCAUUAGACGAUGCUUGAAACAGGAGAGGAGUAAGUUACAGCCUCAGCAGUCAGGCUUUCCUUCUCCCUCUCUCUCUCUCUCUCUUUCCUUGAAGAAAAACAGAAAGUUCACUUCCUGUUUCGGGGUGGUCCUCGGAGUGUGUUGCAGGAGAAGGAGGAGGAGGAGGAGGGGGACUCGGCGCUCAGCUCGCAUGCUCGCGCUACCUCGAAAACUUCGGGCUCGCUGGAGCAGGAUACCCAAAAUGGAGCUCAAGUUUACCGCUCACUCCAAACUCCAACUUUAGGGGAAACUUCUUCUGGAUGUGUUUUUUGUCCCGUGUGUGUGGAGUGGAGGACUGCGUGCUGGAGUGAGGUGAACAUUUGAAGUUCACGCGCCUGGACUCUCCAUCUGUGUGCGUGUGUUCAGCAGGAGAAAAAGAGGGGCUUUAUUGGAAAUUCUGAAACCCCCGGUGGGACGCGCUCAGCUUUCAGCUUCAGCUCUGCAUUUUCCUCCUUCUUUCCAGGGAAAGCUGAGGUUUUUGUUUGUUUUUUGGCAGGGAAAAGUUUAGGGCCACACAAACUGAUGCGGACAGCUCGGGAAUCUGAAAGGGUCCUACAGGACUAGCAGGAGUGCUGGCCCCAAUGCCAGUGGUCAUGCAGCCUCACCACAGGCUGUAUCACUACAACAACACCAGUCAACCAAGCAAAGGUCUGGCGCCAUCAAUAAAAUCACCCUACAGUGAGGUAUCUCCUGUGUGUGGUGCUCCCCCUUGUGGUCAACCUCCAGAAAGCAGAGCAAUGUACAAUCCAUCCUUCAACCCUGGAACCUGCAUGGAUCCUUACAUGCGGCCUCCGCAAGGACACCCACCCCAUGGCAUGAUGGGACACCGUGGCAUGCCCCCACCUGAGGGAGGUAAUGGUACCCCCUACUGUAGCCAGAGUAACACAAUGUCAGCGCAUCAUGGCUUUCCUCACAACCAGUCAGGCCCAGAACACUUGGGUUCAGGAGACGGUUCUCGUUUCUCCACUCCUCGUUCCAUACUGAAGUUGAGCAAGAAGCGAGCACUGUCCAUCUCUCCUCUGUCUGAUACAAGCGUGGACCUGCAGACAGUCAUUCGCACAUCUCCCAACUCUCUGGUGGCAUUUGUUAACUCUCGCUGUGGGCAAAAUGCUGCAAGCUCAUAUGGACACCUAUCUGUGGGAGCUUUGAGUCCAUCGAUGGGUUACUCAAGCUCAACAAACUACCAGUCCAGGCCUCAAGGGAACAUGUACGGAACGCCGCUUGGCCACACCCCUGCUCCCUGCCAUGGACCCCCAACUCGCCUUCCUCCUCACAACCCCCGUCUGCAUGCACCUCCAAAACAUGGACAUCUGAAGGCAGAACCCAUCAUAGGUAAUGUGAUGGAUGGCAUUAAUGUGAAGAGUUUAGAAGAGCAUUCAGAAGGAGAUGUGGCCAGUCCAUCUUCCACUGGAACUCAGGAUCCUCUUCUUGGGCUUCUGGAGGGCAGAGAUGAUUUGGAUAAAGAGGAGAAACCAGAGCCUGAGGCCGUCUAUGAGACCAACUGCCACUGGGAGAGCUGCAGCAAGGAGUUUGACACCCAGGAACAACUUGUGCAUCACAUCAAUAAUGAGCAUAUCCAUGGUGAGAAAAAAGAAUUUGUGUGCCACUGGAAGGACUGCUCUCGUGAGCAGAGACCAUUUAAGGCUCAAUAUAUGCUGGUGGUACAUAUGCGUAGACACACUGGCGAGAAACCUCACAAGUGCACUUUUGAGGGUUGCAACAAAGCAUACUCUCGUCUGGAGAACCUGAAAACACACCUGCGCUCACACACUGGUGAGAAGCCAUAUGUAUGUGAGCAUGAGGGAUGUAACAAGGCUUUCUCUAAUGCCUCAGACCGUGCAAAGCACCAGAACAGGACACACUCCAAUGAGAAACCCUAUGUGUGCAAGAUCCCUGGAUGUACAAAGCGUUACACAGACCCAAGCUCCCUACGCAAGCAUGUAAAGACAGUUCAUGGACCUGAGGCUCACAUAACUAAGAAACACCGUGGUGACACUGGACCUCGACCACCAGGUUCUGCUCUGACCUCUGCAGGUCAAAGUUCAGAGCUGAUGGUAGAAAAAGAGGAAAGGACCAGAGAGGAUUGCAAACUUCUGGCUCCUGAAAAUACACUAAAGUCUCAGCCAAGUCCUGGAGGCCAGUCAUCCUGCAGUAGUGAGCGCUCUCCAUUAGGGAGUGCAAACAACAACGACAGUGGUGUAGAGAUGAACCUGAAUGCAGCAGGAAGUCUGGAAGACCUGACAGCAGUGGAAGAUGGAGGGGGAACCAGUGUGGCUGAGUCUAAUGGGGGAGUGGGUUCUGGGGGUAUGGGUAUGUCUGCACAGGCCCUGAAGAGGCUGGAGAACUUGAAGAUUGAUAAACUAAAACAGAUCCGCAGGCAGACCCCACCAGGCCGGGGCACAGUAAAUAAAUUACCAGCACUUUCAGCAUCAGGUGAGAUAAUCGGCAUGUGUGGCCCCUCCCCUUUGCUUUCUAAUCGUCGUGUGAUGGAGCUCUCUACCCCAGACCUGGGUGGAGGUGGUAUAGGGGGAAUCGGCAGAAUGGUUAUGCCUUGCCCACCCAGUGACCGCCGUGGAAGUGGUACCAGUAGUUUAAGCUCCGCCUACACUGUGAGCCGUCGUUCCUCUGUGGUUUCCCCUUACCUAUCAAGUCGACGCUCAAGUGAAGUAUCUCAGGUGGGCACAGGUGGGCAUUGCCAGUCUGUCAUUGGAAAUGAUGUGGGUGGGGACCCAUUAUCACCCGAGACCAGCCACAGAACUGGUUUGUGCCAGAGCACCAGUGGAUUGCCAGGUCUACCAUGUCUUACAGCUGCAGAACAAUACAGUUUGAAAGCUAAAUAUGCGGCAGCAACUGGUGGACCACCGCCAACACCUCUACCCAAUAUGGAGCAGCCUGGUACCCCCAGCAGACGAAGUGGUUUCUUGAGUGAAUAUGACGGUCAGCCACUCCCACCAUUCCUUCAUCAAGUGGGAACCAGGAGACACAGUGCCAACACCGAGUAUGGAACAGGCGUUAUUUAUCCACACCAGGCUCCUGGCAACAACAUGCGACGUGCCAGUGAUCCCGUGCGCUCUGGAGCUGACCCACAAGGCCUACCCAAAGUGCAGCGCUUUAACAGCCUGAGUAACAUGACAUUGAUGGGCCGUCGUAAUGCCUUGCAGCACUGUGGGUCUGAUGCCAAUGUCACCAGACACAUGUAUUCACCACGACCGCCAAGUAUUACUGAGAACGUGAUGAUGGAGGCCAUGGCAAUGGAGCCUCAGAGGAAUACCACAGAGGGCCGGGAUCACGGAAGCAUGAUACAAGGUGCAGACAGGGCCUACAUGGGCUACCAGCAGUCUCAGUCCCAUCCUCGUACUGGUGACCAGCUUUCUCCUGGGAAUGAAGGCAUGGGAUGCUUGGAUCCUUCCUACCAGUCACAGAUGCAGGGGCAGUACCACAGUCAACGUGGGAAUAUAGGUGUUGGAGAAACUAUGGGUCAGAAUGAGAUUUCAAAUACUCUCCUCCAGCAAGCCGAGUACAGUAUGAGCACCUGUCAGCUCAGCCCCUCUGGGCCACACUACCCUGGCCUGGGGCAGCCUAGUGAGGGAUCAGGACCCUGGGGACAAAAUGGCCAGCUCCACAAUCCUCAUGUGGGUAUGCAAGCAGCUAUGCAGUUCCAAGACGCAGGAUUGCAGGGACAACAGUAUUCUCAAGGUUUGUAUGAUCCCAACACUGAUCCUAACCAUCAGAGGGUCACUAUCAAACCAGAACAGUUCCAUCCACCCAUGGGAGGCUCCAAUGCCUGCCAAAAUGCCAAGGCUCUUCAACAGCAUUGCCAGCCUAGCACUAUGGAGGUAUGCCAGCAAGGGUACGCACCACAGACAAAAGAGCAUGGUUUAAUCAGCAAAUCUUCCAACCCCAGCUGUGACUUUGUCCAUGGUCAGAUCAAGACCCAGACUGAUCAUCAUCAACACCAAAGCCAGGCUGGAUCAUUUCUCCAUGGGGGAAGCUUGAGUCUCGGCUGUGCUGGCUCUGUGCUGGCUGAGGACCGGAGGUCACAGACUCCAAUGCUGCAGGUGAAGGAGAUGAUGGUACGAAACUAUGUGCAAUCACAACAGGCACUCCUUUGGGAGCAGCAGCAAGAGCAACAAACAGCAAAUAGUAGUCUCCCUCGGAAGCCAGAAAGCAUGGAGUUGGGAGCACAGACAGCACUGAUGCAGCAUAGUCCUCAAGAUCAGCAACUAAAUCAAAACAUCUACCAUAACAGUUACCAGGGCUACUCAAAUCAGAAUGUCAUGAGUCCCUCAGGACAUAGUCAAGCAUCCAGCUCAGUGCCAGUCAAGGAACAGAUGGCUGGCAUGCAGGAUUCUUCCUACAGUCAUGAUAUGGUGCCACAUCCACCUCAGGGUCGAAAGCCUCUGAGUCGCCAGAGCAGUCUUUCCCAGAAGGCAAAUGGAGCAUACCUAAGCAGCCCACCUAAUGUAAGUCCUGGUCAUUCUACUGCCAGUCCCAGAAGAAGUGUCAGGUUACCACCUGUUCAUCAACAGCAGCAACACACUGAUAAUUUCUAUUACUCAGGCCAGAUCCACAUGCACCACAACAUGGAUAAGUCUCUGGAAGCCCAUGAUGGAUCCUGCCGGACCCAGCAGCACCUUGCUGGAAUAGAGCCUUCAACAAAGGCUGCUUCAGUGGCAUAUCCCCAGUCUGCAUCUAUGUCAAAUACGCUUGAGAACUUGGACUUGGAGAAUGCUCAGAUUGACUUUGCUUCCAUCAUUGAGGAUCCAGAUCCUUCAUCUUACAGCCCAGUAAAUCCAGUUCUGGGCCACCAAUCAUCCUCCCAGGCCUCCUCCCGUCUUACCACUCCGCAAAACUCCAUCACCCUUCCCUCCAACCUAUCUAACAUGGCCAUUGGAGAUAUGACCUCCAUGCUGACAUCCCUUGCUGGGGAGAACAAGUAUUUGAACACAAUGACUUAAGAAUAGCUUUACAUGUUUCAAAGGGUUGUAAGGCAUAGACUAUCAUUCUGGCUAUAUCAACAUCCAAUUGACUAAUUAGAUUCCUGAUAAAUGCAUUCAGUGAAACAGUGGUUUCUGUGGACCUUCCUACACUCGCUGUCGAGUCUUACUAGAUGGGCCAGGUUUCUAUAGAGGCGUGAUUCUGCUUCUCUGUUUCCAUUUGUUUUUGUUUUAUUUGUUUAAUAAACAUUGCCUUGGGUUUUAUUAUCAAGACUAAAAUGGUAUUUCAGUUGCCAUGCUGGGAGGGUUAGUAAAAAAACACUUUGUUUAAAUGUAAAUACCUUUUACCUUUAUAUUAGCAAUGGAAUUUAAACUGAGACAAUGAUAGAAGAAAAAAAACUAUCUUCUGCAUUAUAAAAUAUAUGAUGACUAGGAAGAGUUAGAGAGAGCACAUUUCCUUUCUGAGGUACUAGAAAAGCUCAGUUAUAAUAAAUGGUAGAACACGUCUGAAGUGCCUUUGCCUAUUGUGGCUAAUGACUCUCUACAUGUGCAUUAGUGUUAUCAUUUUAGAGAGUGACAGUCAGACAGGUCAGAGAACAAAACCCAUAAUGACCAGUCAUAGUGCCUAUGUGCAGUGCAGUAUUCAAAGCCUUAUCAGUAGUUAUUUUUGAUGAUUAUUAUUCAAGUGAAUGUGGCAAAACAGAAGACCUAUGGUUGAACCCAUUGGAACCCAUUUGAUUUAAAUGAACUUUUCCUGUUUGUCUUUUUUUUUUUUUUUUUUGCCUAUUCGUAUUCAAACAGGUAUCUUUAGUCAAGUGGCACUGAUUAUAAUUUUUUAAAUGUUACCCUCCUUUAAAGGCCUGGAUAGACUAAGCCAAUUUCGUCUGACCCCACAGUUGUUUUUAUUUGAAACUCCAAUUUCUAAAAGUAAAUGUAGACCACUCACCUAAUAGACAUUUACAUUUCUGUAGUAUUUCCAGGCCUUAAAUUGCACCACAUCAUGUAAACUUAAUAUUGCACUGACAACAGCACUGAGCUGAAUUUUUUUGUUUUGGGUCUUAUAGUACAGUAUAUGAUAUUGCAUUCAGGCAGUAUCCAGCUGACAAACUAAAGGACAUAAUGUCCUUUGUUUUAGCACAUUUAUGCGAUGCCUCACAAUGGUGUGAAGGACUCAUUUAAGUAUUGAAAACAACCAUAUCCCUGUGCUUCACUACAGCUGUUCAUGGCAUACCAAAGAUGAUUAGCACUGGGAAGAGUGCAUGUGCACCCUUCAGUAUCAACAUUAAUACAGUCAUGUCGCCAUGCCUCUAUAGUGCUGCGAUAGAGAAUGUAAGUUUUCUAACAUUCUUUUUUAAGAAAAAAAUAGUUUUGUGGAUUUUGCAUUUCUCUGUGUGUUGUUCUGGCAUCUGUCACGUUUUUUUUUUUUUUUUUUUUGCUGGCAAAAGAGAAUUUAAUGUAGCAUUGAAAAUUCAUGGUAUUAGCAGUUAUUACAUCUAUAUACAGGAAAUCAAGUGAUAUAUUUUUUGCAUACCAUUUUCUACAUUUUUAUACAAAGUAAAGGUACUAUAUUCUACCUGUUUAUUAAUAAACAUGGCCUGUGAUGGAA
Molecule: messenger RNA, 6686 nt
Organism: Pangasianodon hypophthalmus (striped catfish)
Lineage: Eukaryota; Metazoa; Chordata; Actinopteri; Siluriformes; Pangasiidae
Gene: gli1
Product: GLI family zinc finger 1
Exons: 13
Coding region: 725-5101 (1458 amino acids)
Biological process (GO): regulation of transcription by RNA polymerase II; smoothened signaling pathway
Cellular component (GO): nucleus
Molecular function (GO): DNA-binding transcription factor activity, RNA polymerase II-specific; RNA polymerase II cis-regulatory region sequence-specific DNA binding
Source: RefSeq, a predicted model, not a curated record